Messenger RNA from Galendromus occidentalis (western predatory mite), 1165 nucleotides. It is a transcript of the gene Coq3, whose product is annotated as ubiquinone biosynthesis protein COQ3, mitochondrial. The record is from RefSeq and is a predicted model, not a curated record. Gene Ontology annotation, cellular component: mitochondrion. The transcript has 8 exons. Bases 205 to 1068 code for a protein of 287 amino acids. Lineage: Eukaryota; Metazoa; Arthropoda; Arachnida; Mesostigmata; Phytoseiidae. Gene Ontology annotation, molecular function: polyprenyldihydroxybenzoate methyltransferase activity; 3-demethylubiquinol 3-O-methyltransferase activity. Gene Ontology annotation, biological process: ubiquinone biosynthetic process.
UUCGUCCCCACUACUGCUGAAGAAGUAGUGCCGUGCUAUACUCUCUCAGAAACGACAGUGAUAGGAAAACACUCCGAGACAGAGAAGGGUACAAGUUCCACCCUCGCCCGCGCGCUGUGCAUAGUCCGGAGACAUCUUCUGCCUUUGGUUUCUCUCGAUGAUCUGCUUCUGAUAACCCUCUCACCGUAGAAUUCGAGGGUCAGGAUGACUCGGGGUCGAUUCCUCCGGGUUCUCGGCCGAGUAUUGUUGGACUCUAGUCGGCCGCUGUCCUCACAAGUUAAAGAAGCUCCGAGCGCUCCUGCAUCGGACACCGUGAAGAAGAAUGAGCGAGAUUUCUCCAAACUGAGAGACCAAUGGUGGAUUCCUAGAGGCGAAUUCGAGGUCCUCUCUCGCAUGAAUGAGCUCCGAGUACCGCUCAUCACAGACAAACUUCGAGGUCACAGAAAGUUAGAAGACCCUGCGAGUACUCUGAAAGGUUUCUCCAUAAUCGAUGUGGGCUGUGGCGGAGGUCUGCUGUCAGAGCCUCUCGCUCGUUUGGGAGCCAAUGUGACCGGUCUGGACAUCGUUCCGUCGAACAUCGCUGCUGCUAAGGAUCAUGCAAGCCGAGACCCGUCAAUCAGAGAUCGAAUCAAUUAUAUCUGCGGGGAUAUUAAAGACAUCGGGGAGCAGUACGAUGCCCUUGUAGCUUCCGAAGUCGUCGAACAUGUGGAGGAUCUUGAUGAGUUCAUCCGAAACUGUUCACGAGUCGUCAAGCCACAUGGUCAUUUGUUCUUUACCACGAUAAACCGAACACUUCUAUCGCUACUCGUGGCGAAGAUAGGCGCUGAGUACAUCGUACACCUAGUCCCUCGCGGACUGCACGACUGGCAAAUGUUCGUGACGCCCGAAGAGCUACAGUUGAAGCUCGCAAAACAUGGCUGCGCCGUCUCAGAGGUCAAAGGAAUGAUGUACCAUCCGAUUGGAGGCUACUGGACGUGGUUCGGAAUGGAUUGCAUAAAUUAUGCACUACACGCAGUGAAAAUUGGAGAUCCAUGCCAGAAAGGCGAGCAAGAUCACGUCCCUAAAUGAAACAUCCCCGAAGGACGGUAGUUUGACAUGAAGUUUAGCUAGUUGCCCGGUCUCGUUUUCAUUUAAGAAAGGUAUUUCUGUAAUAAAAUAAAAUGUU